GUAGUGGAAAAAUAGAAGACAAGGCAGAAUGAAAUGUAUGAGAAGCAUAGACGGUAAUGGGUGAAGUGCUGUGUGUCAAUGCUGUUUGCUGUGGGUCUGGCAGAGACGCCCCUCAAUGUCAACAGGAAGAUUGCUCUGGCUAUGAGGAGUCUCCUAACUUGGAGCUCACAGAUUUCGGUGAUGUGCCAUGCCCGGUACGGUCUCUUCCUCCCCAGUGGUAUCACACAGUCCAAGUGCGAAGAAUACGAUCGCUCAGGGCUCGAAGCAACAGUGAUCCACUACAAGGGAAGAACGUAGGACAGGGAAUUCAGUGGCAGAGGAAAGGCCUGCCAUUUGGCAAUGCAUCUUCCUACUUAAAUCUUGAAAAGCUAGGUGAAGGUUCCUAUGCAACAGUAUAUAAAGGAAUAAGCAGGAUUAAUGGACAACUAGUGGCUUUAAAAGUCAUCAGCAUGAAAGCUGAGGAAGGUGUACCCUUCACUGCUAUCCGAGAAGCAUCUCUCUUGAAGGGCCUGAAGCAUGCAAACAUUGUCCUUCUGCAUGACAUCAUUCAAACCAGGGAGACGCUGACCUUUGUGUUUGAAUAUGUGCAUACAGACCUGUCGCAGUACAUGGCCCAGCACCCAGGUGGACUUUUACCCUACAAUGUUCGACUCUUCAUGUUCCAGUUGCUUCGAGGUCUGGCCUAUAUCCAUCACCAGCACAUCCUACAUCGGGACCUAAAGCCGCAGAAUCUUCUCAUCAGCUACCUAGGGGAGCUCAAACUGGCUGACUUUGGUCUUGCCCGUGCCAAGUCAAUCCCCAGCCAAACAUAUUCCUCAGAAGUGGUCACUCUCUGGUACCGUCCACCGGAUGUGCUUUUAGGUGCCACAGAUUAUUCAUCUGACCUUGAUAUCUGGGGUGCAGGAUGUAUUUUUAUAGAAAUGCUUCAGGGAUAUCCAGCAUUCUCUGGUGUGUCAAAUGCCUUUGAGCAACUCGAGAAGAUAUGGUCGGUUAUAGGGACACCAACAGAAGAAACAUGGCCUGGAGUAUCUCAACUUCCAAACUACAAAGCAGAAUGGCUUACAUUAAGUGGGAAGCAGCCGUUUGGAAAUGUCUGGGACAGACGACCAUCAUUUCCCUUAGAGAGCUUGCCACGGAACGUUGAAAGAUUGAGUAGAACUAUGGGUGCUGAAGAUCUUGCUUAUAGGAUGUUGAAAGGUUGUCCUCGUAAAAGGAUUUCUGCUGAAGAUGCCCUUCUUCAUAAAUUUUUCAGUACAUUGCCUUGUCAACUUUACCAGCUAUCUGAUGUUCGGUCCAUAUUCACUGUACCUGGGCUGAGCCUUAAACCUGAAAUCCGAGAUCUGAUUUUCCCACAUCGGAAGGUUUCUCAGCCAGCCGCACACCAUAAGCCAUGGUGAACAUUACUGAGAUGGACGUUCAGCCGCCAGCUGUUUGCACCCAUUUGAAUGUAUCAGCCUUUCAUCCUACUUUGCACUCGUUCCCCUACCUGCUGCCUUCUUCUUAGAGAAGCCAUCCAGAAAUAAAAGAAUCUUGCACCUUAAAGAAAUAUAAGGCUGCGUCCACAUCUGCAUAUGGCAUUCUGUUCCUACAAAGGAGCAGAAUACGGUAAUUGCCAUAUCUGUAAUAUCCGGGACCACUGCCGGGGCCUGCCAAAUCCCUAUUCAUUAUAAUGGGAACUGUUGUGUUUCCGGCAUGAAUGCCAGCUUUUUACCGGAAAAAUAACACUGCAUGCUGAAUCAGAAUACAGGAAUGCCGUAAGUAGAUGUAGACAUAGCCUAAACCCUGCUUUAUCUAGUCCUCCACAGCAAAAAUGAUUACUUCUCCCACAGUUUUGCUGCUUUCCUAUCGCAGAGACUUAAUGGAAAUGUGACUGCCUAGUAGAUGUUGAUCAGUAGUACAGAUAUUGAUUCAGAAUAUCAUCAUAUGUUAUGCCCAAAUGAAUGGGGAAUGUUAUAGAGACAGGUCUCUUCUGCCUUUUACCUGCAGAUCAUGAUAUUUCUGGAUUGAAAUUAGAAUUUGAGUCUUAGAAAUGUUCACUUUUUUAACAGAUCUAGUACUGAUUACUAAAACUUUGCUGUACAUUGAAAUAUAAAGUCGAAAAACCGCUGACAUCAUAUAAAAUAAACUUA
Molecule: messenger RNA, 2129 nt
Organism: Bufo gargarizans (Asiatic toad)
Lineage: Eukaryota; Metazoa; Chordata; Amphibia; Anura; Bufonidae
Gene: CDK15
Product: cyclin dependent kinase 15
Exons: 15
Coding region: 57-1397 (446 amino acids)
Biological process (GO): protein phosphorylation
Cellular component (GO): cytosol; cytoplasm; nucleus
Molecular function (GO): cyclin binding; cyclin-dependent protein serine/threonine kinase activity; ATP binding
Source: RefSeq, a predicted model, not a curated record